Messenger RNA from Ylistrum balloti, 543 nucleotides. RefSeq lists its product as uncharacterized. The coding region runs from base 1 to 543 and encodes 180 amino acids. Lineage: Eukaryota; Metazoa; Mollusca; Bivalvia; Pectinida; Pectinidae. The record is from RefSeq and is a predicted model, not a curated record. The transcript has a single exon.
AUGCUACUUAUCCACAUGUUACUGAUUGACGUGGCACUGAUCCACAUGUUACUGAUUCACAUGUUACUGAUCCCCAUGUUACUGAUCCACAUGUUACUGAUUCACAUGUUACUGAUCCCCAUGUUACUGAUCCCCAUGUUACUGAUUAACAGGUUGUUGAUCCACAUGGAACAGUUCCACAUGUUACUGAUCCACAUGUUACUGAUCCACAUGUUACUGAUUCACAUGUUACUGAUCCCCAUGUUACUGAUCCACAUGUUACUGAUUGACGUGGCACUGAUCCAUAUGUUACUGAUCCCCAUGUUACUGAUCCCAAUGUUACUGAUUAACAGGUUGUUGAUCCACAUGGAACAGUUCCACAUGUUACUGAUCCACAUGUUACUGAUUGACGUGGCACUGAUCCACAUGUUACUGAUUCAUAUGUUACUUAUCCACAUGUUACUGAUCCACAUGUUACUGAAGUUACUGAAGACACAACCAGAGGCAGAAACACCUGGAAAAUGGUGUGAACCUAUAAAAUGCUUGACCAAACAACUAGAAUGA